Molecule: messenger RNA, 5044 nt
Organism: Oncorhynchus keta (chum salmon)
Lineage: Eukaryota; Metazoa; Chordata; Actinopteri; Salmoniformes; Salmonidae
Product: proton myo-inositol cotransporter-like
Exons: 10
Coding region: 428-2341 (637 amino acids)
Biological process (GO): transmembrane transport
Cellular component (GO): membrane
Molecular function (GO): myo-inositol:proton symporter activity
Source: RefSeq, a predicted model, not a curated record
UCACCUCCCUUACCCGUAAUGGUCCGCUAUUCUAUAUUUCAUGUUUUUGGGGAAAUAAGAAAACAGUAGCCUACAGACCUAUUUCUUAUUUCCCUAUAUAAGAUUUUGUGGUUGGGGAAAAUGCUCCAAGUUGUUAGGCAUACACAGCAAUACAUUCCGGGUUAGAAAUUAGGAAUGUGGCUUGGAAUGUUAUAACGUUGUUAUAAACAUGUUUGACUUUUUUGUGCGUAAUCAGAGCUGAUUUUAUUCUAGCGUCAUACAUACCCUUCACUCAGUGACCAACCAAAAUGGCUAUCCCCUCCCCUCAAUUUCACGCGUAAAUUACCCGAGUGAAUGGUAAUCGAAACGGAGUUACCUGAAUAGCCAGCCUACUCAUGUAUCUAUUUUUCUCUGCCCUGGUUGAACGUUUGUGAAGUUGUUUGUCUUUAUGUCCCUCAACAGAAACGACAAUGAAUACAAUGUGCGUAGUAUGAGCAACCCCAUCCGCGUCAUGAGGAAGAAAGUGACGGACGACAGAGAGCGGCGGAGUCUCAUCAGAGCACCGUCUGAAUCGAGCACCAACAACCCUGGCGUCACCGUCACCUCUGCCGCCUACGAACCGGAGCUGGCCACCGACCAGGAUGUUACACCGGUGUUCGUGUACGUCUUGGCGUUUUUUUCUGCCCUGGGUGGCUUCCUUUUUGGCUAUGACACCGGGGUGGUCUCUGGGGCUAUGCUUCUCCUGAAAAAAGAAAUGCAUUUGACCGCUCUAUGGCAGGAGUUGUUGGUCUCCAGUACUGUGGGUGCAGCGGCGCUCUCUGCUCUGGCUGGCGGGACUCUGAAUGGGCUCUUCGGGCGCAGGAUCUGCAUACUAAUGGCCAGCUUCAUUUUUACUGCUGGAGGAGUUGUGUUAGGUGCUGCUCCAAACAAGGAGGUUCUUCUUGUCGGAAGGAUUACAGUUGGUUUGGGAAUAGGGAUUGCCUCCAUGACGGUUCCUGUUUACCUUGCGGAGGUCUCCCCACCACACCUGAGGGGUCAGCUGGUCACCACUUACACCCUCUUCAUCACAGCCGGACAGUUUAUUGCCAGUGUUGUGGACGGGGCCUUUACUUACCUGCACCACAAUGGCUGGAGGUACAUGUUGGGUCUGUCCAUUGUCCCUGCGGUGCUCCAGUUCUUUGGUUUCCUAUUCCUGCCAGAGAGUCCCCGCUGGCUCCUUCAGAAGGGCCUUACCCAGCAGGCCAGGCAGGUGCUCAGCAGGAUCCGCGGGGGUCAGAACAUUGAAAAGGAGUAUGACAGCAUGAGGACCAACAUCGAGGAUGAGGAGAAGGAUGCAGGAGGUGGCCUAGUAUUGUGGCGUAUGCUGACUCGCCCUCCCACCCGCAGAGCCCUGAUCGUAGGCUGCGGCCUGCAGAUGUUCCAACAGCUCUCUGGGAUCAACACUGUCAUGUACUACAGCGCCACCAUCCUACAGAUGGCGGGAGUGAGGGACGACAAGCAGGCCAUCUGGUUGGCUUCCGCCACCGCCGCCACCAACUUCCUGUUCACCCUGGUGGGGGUGUGGCUUGUGGAAAGAGUCGGUCGCAGGAAGCUUACGCUGGGGAGCUUAAUGGGUACUGCUUUGAGUCUGACGGUCUUGGCUAUAGGGUUCCUGUUAUCGGCCCAGCACUCCCCUGCAGUCACUCUCCACCCCACUGACACCUCUCUCAACUCCACCUCCUGCACACUAUAUGGGUCCUGUCAGCCCUGCAUGUUGGAUCCUGACUGUGGGUUCUGUUACCGUGAGAACGGUUCCACUGUAUACAACUCUUCCUGCAUACCUGUCAAUAAAACAUCGACCGAUGAAGCCGCCUGGGGCAGGUGUUCCAAUCCCAGCCAGGUCAGUGAUGGGUCUCUCUGGGCCUAUAACUACUGCCCCACUUCCUACUCCUGGAUAGUGCUGCUUGGGCUCAUUCUCUACCUGGCUUUUUUUGCUCCAGGUAUGGGGCCCAUGCCGUGGACAGUGAACAGUGAGAUCUACCCUCUGUGGGCCAGGAGCACUGGGAAUGCCUGUUCAGCCGGAGUCAACUGGAUCUGUAACGUCCUGGUGUCACUCACCUUCCUCCACGUCGCUGAGUACCUCACCUACUAUGGUGCAUUCUUCCUCUACUCAGGCCUGAGUGUUCUGGGGCUGCUGUUUGUGAUGGGCUGUCUGCCAGAGACCCAGGGCCGCAGGCUGGAGGAGAUGGAGGCCCUGUUCUCUGGAAACCUCUGCUCCUGCAGUGCGUCUGACGGGGAUGGGGACGGAUCCAGAAACAUCCUGUACAACAGGGUAAAAGGGAGCGACAUCCUCUCAGACAAUGAUGACUCGGACAUGGAGUAGACGUGGCGCGUCAAGGAACCUCUCUCUCACACCUUCAUGUCUUUUGAUUGGUGGAUUUACAGGCAGUGGUGUUAAACUCACUUGACUGGGCCUUUAGCAUAUAGCAGCUCUCCUAACUGGCUGGUGGACGAGACUUCAACUCUCCUAACUGGCUGGUGGACGAGACUUCAACUCUCCUAACUGGCUGGUGGACGAGACUUCAACUCUCCUAACUGACUGGUGGACGAGACUUCAACUCUCCUAACUGACUGGUGGACGAGACUUCAACUCUCCUAACUGGCUGGUGGACGAGACUUCAACUCUCCUAACUGGCUGGUGGACGAGACUUCAACUCUCCUAACUGGCUGGUGGACGAGACUUCAACUCUCCUAACUGGCUGGUGGACGAGACUUCAACUCUCCUAACUGACUGGUGGACGAGACUUCAACUCUCCUAACUGACUGGUGGACGAGACUUCAACUCUCCUAACUGACUGCUGGACGAGACUUCAACUCUCCUAACUGACUGGUGGACGAGACUUCAACUCUCCUAACUGGCUGGUGGACGAGACUUCAACUCUCCUAACUGACUGCUGGACGAGACUUCAACUCUCCUAACUGACUGGUGGACGAGACUUAAACUCUCCUAACUGGCUGGUGGACGAGACUUCAACUCUCCUAACUGACUGCUGGACGAGACUUCAACUCUCCUAACUGACUGCUGGACGAGACUUCAACUCUCCUAACUGGCUGGUGGACGAGACUUCAACUCUCCUAACUGGCUGGUGGACGAGACUUCAACUCUCCUAACUGGCUGGUGGACGAGACUUCAACUCUCCUAACUGACUGGUGGACGAGACUUCAACUCUCCUAACUGACUGGUGGACGAGACUUCAACUCUCCUAACUGACUGGUGGACGAGACUUCAACUCUCCUAACUGACUGGUGGACGAGACUUCAACUCUCCUAACUGGCUGGUGGACGAGACUUCAACUCUCCUAACUGGCUGGUGGACGAGACUUCAACUCUCCUAACUGACUGGUGGACGAGACUUAAACUCUCCUAACUGGCUGGUGGACGAGACUUCAACUCUCCUAACUGACUGCUGGACGAGACUUCAACUCUCCUAACUGACUGGUGGACGAGACUUCAACUCUCCUAACUGGCUGGUGGACGAGACUUCAACUCUCCUAACUGACUGGUGGACGAGACUUCAACUCUCCUAACUGACUGGUGGACGAGACUUCAACUCUCCUAACUGGCUGGUGGACGAGACUUCAACUCUCCUAACUGACUGGUGGACGAGACUUCAACUCUCCUAACUGACUGGUGGACGAGACUUCAACUCUCCUAACUGGCUGGUGGACGAGACUUCAACUCUCCUAACUGGCUGGUGGACGAGACUUCAACUCUCCUAACUGGCUGGUGGACGAGACUUCAACUCUCCUAACUGACUGGUGGACGAGACUUCAACUCUCCUAACUGGCUGGUGGACGAGACUUCAACUCUCCUAACUGGCUGGUGGACGAGACUUCAACUCUCCUAACUGACUGGUGGACGAGACUUCAACUCUCCUAACUGACUGGUGGACGAGACUUCAACUCUCCUAACUGGCUGGUGGACGAGACUUCAACUCUCCUAACUGACUGGUGGACGAGACUUCAACUCUCCUAACUGACUGGUGGACGAGACUUCAACUCUCCUAACUGGCUGGUGGACGAGACUUCAACUCUCCUAUCUGACUGGUGGACGAGACUUCAACUCUCCUAACUGACUGGUGGACGAGACUUCAACUCUCCUAUCUGACUGGUGGACGAGACUUCAACUCUCCUAUCUGACUGGUGGACGAGACUUCAACUCUCCUAACUGGCUGGUGGACGAGACUUCAACUCUCCUAACUGACUGGUGGACGAGACAAAUGUUCUAUGCAUUUGUUUCUGUCCUUGGAUUUGGUCAUUUCUUUAGCUCCAGUAGUAGUAAGGUGGUACUAUCUGGAGAUGUGUGGCUUCUCAGCCAGGACCAACGUUUUUUAAAUUUUUUAUUGGCACACUAGCCUUAAUUUGUUUGAAUAUUUUGAUGACAUUACUAUAUUUAUUCAUCCUUUGCUACAGAUUGCACAUUGAUAAACCUAAUGAAAUUAACCUUUCCUUUCAGAAGUUUCGGGAUUCUUUUUUUGCCUUGCAUUCAAAACAAUCAAAGUGCACAUGAUCAAAUGCAGUCCUGUGGUGUUCCACGUGCUUGUCUUGGUGGAUUAUCAUGUCUGCUUGUCUUGGUGGAUUAUCAUGUCUGCUUGUCUUGGUGGAUUAUUACGUCUUGGUGGAUUAUCACGUCUGCUUGUCUGGGUGGAUUAUUAUGUCUGCUUGUCUUGGUGGAUUAUCAUGUCUGCUUGUCUUGGUGGAUUAUCAUGUCUGCUUGUCUUGGUGGAUUAUUACGUCUUGGUGGAUUAUCAUGUCUGCUUGUCUGGGUGGAUUAUUAUGUCUGCUUGUCUUGGUGGAUUAUCAUGUCUGCUUGUCUGGGUGGAUUAUUAUGUCUGCUUGUCUUGGUGGAUUAUCAUGUCUGCUUGUCUGGGUGGAUUAUUAUGUCUGCUUGUUUUGGUGGAUUAUUACGUCUUGGUGGAUUAUUAUGUCUGCUUGUCUUGGUGGAUUAUUAUGUCUGCUUGUUUCAUACCUACUGUAUUUAUACAAAUUAAAGCCUACAUGCAUUUUUUUGUAGGUUGGCAUGGCAA